AUGGCCCCUGCCACAGUCUCUGCCCACCGUAUCGGCUCAUUACUCUUCUGCCCCGCUUGCGGCACGCUGCUCGACUUGCCCCAGGACGACCAAACGGAAAUCGCUUGUUCGCAAUGUGGAAGGAGAGAGCCUGCUUCAUCAUACGAGAACCUUCCUACAAAGACCUACUCCUCUCCCAACGCCUUUCCGAGUGUGCUGAAAUCUAAGCGGGCACUGGUUCAAAACAAGCUGGAUGCUGGUGAAGCUGCCAAGGGAAGAGAUCCUGUCGCCCAAGAAAAGUGUCAGAAAUGUGGUCAUAUCGGUCUGAGUUACAAGGAAAUGCAGUUGCGAUCUGCGGAUGAAGGUAGUACAAUCUUUUACAAGUGUCUCGGCUGUGGCGACCAGACUUCCACCAACAACUAG
Molecule: messenger RNA, 402 nt
Organism: Cryptococcus amylolentus CBS 6039
Lineage: Eukaryota; Fungi; Basidiomycota; Tremellomycetes; Tremellales; Cryptococcaceae
Exons: 4
Coding region: 1-402 (133 amino acids)
Biological process (GO): DNA-templated transcription; termination of RNA polymerase I transcription
Cellular component (GO): RNA polymerase I complex
Molecular function (GO): DNA-directed RNA polymerase activity; nucleic acid binding; zinc ion binding
Source: RefSeq, a predicted model, not a curated record